ACUACUUACAGGGCGUGGUUUACUCACUCUGUCGCGUUCAACACUGGUUUAAAUACAGCGUGCGCAAUUUUUGCUUGUAGACCGGCAGUGGUGCCUACGGCUUUUGCCUAAAAUUAUUCAUUUUCUGACAUUUUAACUGACGAACAAUUACGACAAGCACAACAGAGCUACCAUGAAUUUCGGAACUCGUAGACCUCUGUUACUUUUGGGUGUUUUUUUCAUCGCCAAUGUAAGGGUCGUUUUCACUGGUGCUCUCUGUCCCCGUAAAUGCACGUGCACUGACGACAACCGGGGACUGAGCGUGAAUUGCACCAACAUGACUGAGGGUGAUCUUCCCGAACUACCGCUCCAUACUACGUCUCUCAGAAUAUCAGGGAGGAUCGAAACAUUAAGAAAUGGAACUUUCAGUGGCCUUCUUGGCCUGAAAGAGCUCGACAUGUCGGAAUGCAAUUUAGAAACAAUAGAGCAUGGUGCUCUCUUGGAACUAAAUGAACUUCAGAACGUGUCAUUUCAGAAGAACUCACUCGUUGAUUUGCCAAGAUUCAUUGCGCUACUUCCAAAUUUGAAGAGAGCCGAUUUUCAAAUAAACCGUAUAUCAACGAUUGCCAGUACAUUUCCAACAAGUUCAAAUAUGUCAUCGUCGCUUAUCAAGCUGGACAUCGGUUACAACGAAAUUUACGAUAUGGAAGUUCUUUAUAAAAUACUUUCGAGCUUUGUUAACCUGCAAAAGUUGGUUGCCAUAGGAAAUUCUUUCGUGUUCACCCAUACGAGACAGAUAGAUUUUCCAUUUCAUAAACAUUUACAAUAUCUCGAUCUGACAUAUAAUCCAUUGUCUAACCAAUAUCUCAAUUUAACGAUGUUGACUUCCCUGAACGAAUUGUACCUGUGGGAUACGGGCUGUACAUUUUACAUCCAAAACAUGUCCACACUGGUCAAUCUUCAUUACAGGAACAACGCGCUCUGUGUACCGGAUUCUGAUGACGGCAGGUCUUUGUUUGUAGGGCUAUCGGGAUUGGAUGAACUAGAUUUGGCGGGUAACGAUUUAUUUUGCAGAAGAAUUUGGAGAGGCAAAACACUUCCUAACAUUUUCAAAUCUUUACCUAAUCUGAGAAUACUAGUGCUAGCUUCGAACAACAUGAUCUCACUUCCGGCGAACAUGUUUUCCAAGGUACCUCGUUUAGAAUAUCUGGAUCUAUCGAGCAAUUUUCUGAAAAGUAUAGAUUCUUCAAUAAACGUUUUAUAUUCACUGGUGCAUCUGGAUCUUAGUUAUAACAGGCUCUUUACUGUUGAUGUGAAUAUGCUACAGCAAAACACCGCACUUCGUUACCUUAACGUCGAGAAAAACAAUUUUUUCUGUACCUGCGAAAAUAGCAGGUUCUCCGCUUGGAUCAGAAAUCCAACCAUACGGGCAUUAGAGGGAGACAACCAAACGUGCGGUGUUCCCGCCGAGCUCACAAACACCAGGUUACGAGACUUUGAUCCUGAUUGGAUAACAUGUUACACGGUUCCUUUUGUUUUCAUAUGUGUAGUAGCCGGAGUUGUGGUAGUUGCGGGAUUGGCAAGUAUUGUCGCAUAUCAUCGUCUGGACAUCGUAUACUGUUGGCAUCUAAGAAGACUGAGUCGUUUUCGUAAAAGCUACGUAAGAUGUAAUAAGAACCAAGCACAUUAUGAAUAUGACGCCUUCGUUGCUUACGCCGGCAGUAGUGAGGAGUGGAUUGUGCGGCAAUUUCUCCCUCACGUGGAGGGUGAAGGUCAGAGUACCGACCAGGGUCAAGGUAAAGGUCAGGACAUAAGCUUUAAAGUGUGUAUCCAUUCAAGAGAUUUCUUACCUGGGGAAUACAUCAUAGACAACAUAGUAGAGAAAAUGGAGGCAAGCAGAGCCACUAUACUGAUAAUCUCGCACAACUUUAUUAAAAGUGAUUGGUGUAAGUACGAGGUUGACAUUACUCAGGCAAAGGUGUUGCGGGAGAGGCGUGGGGCGAUCAUUGUUGUGUUUCUCGAGCAGAUACCUUAUAAACAGCUUCCCAAGACGCUUAGACUCAUGAAGCGUCACGUGACCUAUCUGGAAUGGCCGGAGGAAGAAAAUGAACAUAAAAGGGCGGAGUUUUGGAAAAAGAUGAAACUUUCACUUUUGAAACGAAUUCAACAAACUAAUAGAAGUUCAGAUGAUAAUGACACGCAAGUCUAAU
Molecule: messenger RNA, 2189 nt
Organism: Lingula anatina
Lineage: Eukaryota; Metazoa; Brachiopoda; Lingulata; Lingulida; Lingulidae
Product: toll-like receptor 4
Source: RefSeq, a predicted model, not a curated record